CUUUUUAUUAUUCCAACUUGGUUUUUUUAAUUUCGUAUGAACAGUUCUUGUAGCCAGGGGAAAAAAAGUUUCGAUCUUGCUAACUCUUUUUAACUUUUUGUUUUCUCUUCUUAAAUCCCGUUGAAUAUUUUAAGGCUUUGAGUGUAAUUUGUGAAGAAGAAUCGGAGAUGUCGCCGGACGGAGAAGUUUUUCCGGUGGAUUCAGCAUCGGCGGUUGUAGCGACGAAGAGGAAGACAUCUCAGUCAUCGAGGAGUUGGAUUUCUAUAGACGCGACAGGGGAAAAAACUGUGCUUGACGUUGACAAAUACGUGAUUAUGCACCGUGUUCAGAUCCACGCUCGUGAUCUACGGAUCCUUGACCCAAAUCUUUUUUACCCUUCUGCUAUUUUGGGUCGAGAGAGAGCCAUUGUUCUUAACUUAGAGUAUAUAAAGGCCAUCAUCACUGCUGAAGAGGUUUUGAUUCGGGAUUCGUCAGAUGAAAAUGUUAUUCCCGUCCUGGAGGAGUUUCAGAGACGCUUGCCAGUUGGAAACGAGGCUCAUGGUGGUCACGGAGAUGGUGAUGUGGGUGAAGAAGAUGAGUCUCCGUUUGAAUUCCGGGCGCUAGAGGUGGCUUUGGAAGCUAUUUGUAGUUUCCUAGCUGCAAGGACAACAGAACUAGAGAAGUCUGCUUACCCUGCUUUGGAUGAACUUACCUUGAAGAUAAGUAGCCGUAACUUGGAAAGGGUUCGUAAAUUGAAGAGUGCCAUGACUAGAUUGACAGCUCGGGUCCAAAAGGUAAGGGAUGAGCUGGAACAAUUGUUGGAUGAUGAUGGUGAUAUGGCUGAUCUCUACCUUACGAGGAAGCUUGUUGGUGUAUCUUCAUCGCUUAGCGUUUCUGAUGAACCCAUUUGGUAUCCUACAUCCCCAACUAUUGGUGCCAAGAUUUCCAGAGCAAGUAGAGUAAGUUUAGCCACGAUUCGCGGGGACGACGAAAAUGAUGUUGAAGAAGUUGAAAUGUUGCUGGAGGCAUAUUUUAUGCAAAUCGACAGCACUUUGAACAAAUUAAAUGAGCUACGUGAGUAUAUUGAUGACACAGAGGAUUACAUUAACAUCCAGUUAGACAAUCAUCGAAAUCAGCUGAUUCAGUUAGAGCUAAUGUUAAGCUCUGGAACCGUCUGUGUAUCAAUGUACUCAAUGAUCGCGGGAAUAUUCGGCAUGAACAUCCCCAAUACAUGGAACAACGACCAUGGAUACAUUUUCAAAUGGGUCGUGAGUCUCACGGGAACGUUUUGCGCAAUCUUGUUCGUGAUUAUACUGUCGUACGCUCGGUUUAGAGGGCUCAUCGGAUCUUAAUGACAACAGAGGUCAAUUGGUACAGAUUUAUAGCACAGGGUAAUCUGAGUAUGUGAGGAGCAGAUUAAGGAACCGAAAUAGAUAACCGAACAAAACCAAUUGGGUUUUCUCUCUUCUGUAAUUUGUAAUGUGUGACUGAUGACUACAUUUUGUAAUUUGACACCAACCCAAAAUUAAAGAACCGAAAUAGAUAACCGAACAAAACCAAAAUUACAAGUUCGGUUUCA
This is a messenger RNA of Camelina sativa (false flax), 1558 nucleotides long. Its product is annotated as magnesium transporter MRS2-7. Gene Ontology annotation, biological process: magnesium ion transport. Lineage: Eukaryota; Viridiplantae; Streptophyta; Magnoliopsida; Brassicales; Brassicaceae. Gene Ontology annotation, molecular function: magnesium ion transmembrane transporter activity. The record is from RefSeq and is a predicted model, not a curated record.